Molecule: messenger RNA, 648 nt
Organism: Lathyrus sativus (Indian pea)
Lineage: Eukaryota; Viridiplantae; Streptophyta; Magnoliopsida; Fabales; Fabaceae
Source: the annotation of a GenBank genome assembly
AUGGAGAAAGCAGAGAGCUCCACCGCCUCCACCUCCGACCAAGACUCCGACGAAAAGCACCGCACACAACACCACCUAACAGUUCCAUCAGGUCUAACUCAACACGAGUUCGACUCACUCAUCUCUUUCGUCGUCGAACACCACACCUACCUCAUAGGUCCCGGCCAAUGCUCCACCUUACUCGCUCAACGAAUCCACGCGCCACCUGAAACCGUCUGGUCCGUCGUACGCAGCUUUGACAAACCGCAAAUCUACAAACACUUCAUCAAAAGCUGCUCUCUCAAAGAAGGUUUUCAAAUGAAAGUUGGUUGCACCAGAGACGUCAAUGUCAUCUCCGGUCUCCCGGCGGCAACUAGUACCGAGAGACUCGACGUUCUCGAUGACGAACGCCGUGUCACCGGAUUCAGUAUCACCGGCGGUGAACACCGCUUGAGAAACUACCGUUCUGUUACCUCCGUUCACGGUUUUGAUGACGGUGACGGUGAGAUCCGGACGGUUGUUCUGGAAUCUUAUAUAGUUGAUGUUCCUGAAGGUAACACCGAAGAGGAUACGCGUCUUUUUGCUGAUACCGUUGUGAAGCUUAAUCUUCAGAAGCUGGCGUCUGUCACCGAAGGAAAGAACCGUAACGGUGACGGUAAGUCACAUUAG